Pocillopora verrucosa is the source of this 582-nucleotide messenger RNA. RefSeq lists its product as uncharacterized. The record is from RefSeq and is a predicted model, not a curated record. Lineage: Eukaryota; Metazoa; Cnidaria; Anthozoa; Scleractinia; Pocilloporidae.
AUGGCCGAGGGAAGGUUCGCUUCUGUUUACUCAUUUGAAGAAUUCAUUUUAGAACACGAAAACAAAAAUACCGCUCAAAAAACUGAAAGAUUGCUUGAAAGAUUUUCGAAAACGAAGGACGAAGACAGGAAAAUUGAAGAUAUUCCAGGGGCUGAGUUGAAUGAAUUCAUUAGCGAAUUUAUUAUCUCCGUACGCACUAAAGAUGGCAACAAGUACGAGCCGACUUCGCUUCGAAGUUUAAUGGCCAGCUUCGAACGACAUUUGAAGAAAAAGGGCUAUUCUGCCAGCAUAAUCAACGACUUGGUCUUUGAGAAAACCAGAAAAGUUCUUCAAUCCAAGCAAAAGCAGCUAAAGAAGCAAGGAAAAGGGAAUAAACCGAAAGCAUCGGUAGCUUUGACAACCGAAGAGUUAAAGAUAUUGUACGAGAAGGGUUUGCUCGGUAUGUGUAGUCCUGAGGCGCUAUUAAACACGCUCUGGCUAAACAACACUCUUCACUUUGGACUCCGUGGGUGCAAAGAACAUCGUGAUAUGUGUUGGGGAGAUGUAAAGCUGAUAUGUGCACUUUUAUUAACUUGUUGUUGA